CUGGAAAUCACGGAAGUAAAAUAAACCCAGCUCGACAGGAGAGGGACAGCAGUUUGUGAAAAGUGAGCGACUGUCUUGUAAUUAACACCCUGGUAUUAACAUGGAGGAAGUUUCAUCCAAUGCAGCAAGCGGUGUUACAGGUAGUGAGAAGGAAGGGAAUGGAGAGCAGCACAAAGCCUUGCUGUGGUCAAUCCAGGAAGCUGCGGAGAGGCAUACAGUCCAGAUUGGGGUUUCAGCUUGUGGUGCUACAGCAGUGGUGGAUGUGCUCCAGGCUCUGGGGAUUAUUGUGGCACCAGAAACAGCUGACCACUGUGUACGGACUAAGUUGAGGAGGAAUAAUUCCCCAUUGCCUGAUUACCUUCACUCACGCAGCGAAGCUGGUGCCACACACAGUCAGCUGAUAGACGGAGCAAAGGAAGCUAGUGGUGGACGAGUGCUGGGCAGAUUCUUUGGUUUCUACCCACCCAGGCAGGUAAAUCUGGUGCCUUGGCUGGCACACUGGAUUCGGCAUAGAGCUGUACCUGUAGCCACCAUGAACAUGCAGCGUGGAGUGGCAGAAGGUGAAGAGAUCCCUGACGCCUGGCAUCACCAACUGAUAUUUGGGGUGGCGCCCAAUGCUGUUUUCAUGACUAAUCCACUGGAUGUGGUUAGUGAAGAGGAGUUACAUGUGCGUCUGUGCAGUGAUUCUGUGCUGCUGAUACGUCGUGAAGAUGUCUUAAAGAGAUUAACGGCAGACUGUCCUCUUUCACUGAUCUCAGACCAUCAGAACGAUCCCCGCUGGAAAACUCUUAAUGUGGAAGGUCAAGUUAGAAAAAUGAUUGAUGAAGAAAACUGUGAGGAAGACCAUCUAAAAAUGACGCACGUAACAAUCCCAGCAGCAUACAGCUCAGGAAUUACAGUUUUUGCUCUCAGGGAUUCAUCUAUCGGUCAGGAGCUCCUCAGUGCCCCCGAACUGCCUUUGCUGUGAUCUCUGGACCUCUUGGGCUGUGUUUGGUCUAAGUUUCAGUACUGUAACUGUGAUUUCACCAACUGUAACUGAUGUCAGAAACUGGUAAUAAUUCACUAUACUUCAUUUUUCACACUGUCAGUAUUUCAGACUUUUGAUAUCAUCUCGAAACAGAAGGCUACGUAUGGAACCGUGAUCUAGGUCUGAGUGCAGGACCACCAGGAAAAGAUUCCUUCAGAAGGAAAAACAUCCUGUUCUCUAAUUGGAAAACAAGGAUAAGACCUGCAAAUAAUUGGAAUUCGCCAGCUUUGUUGUUGAGCAGGUUCGGCUUGCAUGUGGGUUUGUCCUGUAACAUUAUCAGUAAUAUAUCAUGUCUGUCAAAUCUGUUUAUUUAUGUCAUUAAAAAGGAAGAGUGGAAAUGUGGUUGAUUGAAAUGUACUGAUUUUAAUUUGUUUACACUUUGAUCAGUUGUUUUUGUUCAGAAAUGAAAGUAUGUCAAACUAAAAAUUUGUCCUGAAUUAUU
Molecule: messenger RNA, 1469 nt
Organism: Pangasianodon hypophthalmus (striped catfish)
Lineage: Eukaryota; Metazoa; Chordata; Actinopteri; Siluriformes; Pangasiidae
Exons: 5
Coding region: 101-967 (288 amino acids)
Source: RefSeq, a predicted model, not a curated record